This is a messenger RNA of Anopheles gambiae (African malaria mosquito), 4514 nucleotides long. It is a transcript of the gene Mocs1, whose product is annotated as molybdenum cofactor biosynthesis protein 1. Bases 246 to 1499 code for a protein of 417 amino acids. Gene Ontology annotation, molecular function: cyclic pyranopterin monophosphate synthase activity; 4 iron, 4 sulfur cluster binding; metal ion binding. The transcript is spliced from 3 exons. The record is from RefSeq and is a predicted model, not a curated record. Lineage: Eukaryota; Metazoa; Arthropoda; Insecta; Diptera; Culicidae. Gene Ontology annotation, biological process: Mo-molybdopterin cofactor biosynthetic process.
CUUGUUGCGCGCUGUCAGAUUUUCUACGCAAAAAGUGAUGUUGUUAUUUUUAAUCCAUUCCUCCUUUUAGUUGUUGUUUCUGUUGUUUUUUGUACCUACUUUAAAACACUCUAAAAGUGGUGUUUAGUGUAAAUGGUUAACUAAUAAGUAAGCAAAACGAAGGGAAACAAACCCCGGUUCUAAACCGAUGUGAUAGUGUGGUGUAGUAUAGAAUACCUCCACACCGUGAUCCCCUCCACCCGAAAAUGCAUCGUCUGAUGGUGCGUGGAGUAGUGCGUGGAGCAGCAGCUUCAAUAGAUAGCUCCAGCCGGUGGGUGCUCCCGGGCCCGAAGUUGCUACACACGGCAAGGCCGUGCUUAUCGGACGCAGGCAGCAACGGCGAUCGGCGGACACAAUCGCCGGAAACCAGCGCGUCAUCGGCGGCAGCACCAUCGACAGUUGAUAGUGCUGAUAAGAACAAAUCGAAUAGUGAACGCGAACGGUCACAGCCAACUACAGCAGCAACAGCUUCGACACUCAGCGACAGCUUUGGACGAUUUCACAGCUAUCUGCGAAUAUCGCUUACCGAGCGGUGCAAUCUACGCUGCAAGUACUGCAUGCCGGCGGACGGUGUGCAGCUGACCCAGAAACAGCAACUGCUAACCAGCGCGGAGGUGCUCCAGCUAGCCAGCCUGUUCGUGGCGGAGGGCGUCCGGAAGAUACGGCUAACCGGCGGCGAACCCACCGUACGCAAAGACCUGACCGAGAUCGUUGCCCAGCUGAAGGCCACCAAUCCGCUGCUCGAGAGCGUCGGCAUCACCACGAACGGCCUAAUGUUAACGCGCCAGCUCGUCGGGCUGCAGCGGGCCGGGCUCGAUGCGCUCAACGUCAGCCUGGACACGCUGCGGGCGGCCCGGUACGAGCAGAUAACGCGCCGGAAGGGCUGGGACCGGGUGAUGGCCGGCAUUGACCUGGCGAUCCAGCUCGGCUACCGGCCAAAGGUGAACUGUGUGCUAAUGAAGGGCUUCAAUGAGGACGAAAUCUGUGACUUUGUCGAGCUGACGCGCGACCGGAACGUGGACGUGCGGUUCAUCGAGUACAUGCCGUUCACCGGCAACCGGUGGGACACGGACAAGAUGGUACCGUACCGGGCGAUGCUCGAGACGAUCCGGGCCCGCUACCCGGCGUUCGAGGCGCUCCCGAACGGCCCGAACGACACGUCCAAGGCGUACCGGGUGCCGGGCUACCGGGGGCAGAUGGGCUUCAUCACCUCGAUGACGGAGCACUUCUGCGGCAGCUGCAACCGGUUGCGCAUUACCGCGGACGGCAACCUGAAGGUGUGCCUGUUUGGCAAUACGGAGGUGUCGUUGCGCGAUGCGCUGCGCAGCCCGGGGUGCUCGGAGGACGAUCUGCGCUGUCUCAUCUCGGCCGCCGUCAAGCGCAAAAAGAAACAGCACGCAGGUAAAGGGUGUGGCACGAGGACAAGGGGAGAGAGAGGGAGGAAGUUGCAUCGGCAAUGAUGAUGAUGUGUGUGUGAUGCAUGUGUAAUAACAGGUUUUUUGCAUUCCUGGCCCUACACACACACACGCAACUCGCACCCGAUGCGCAACUGGAACUUCCAUUUUCGUUCCAACCAACCAUCGCGAACAAUGUGCCGGUGGGAUUCUCGAUUGUCCCUUGUCCUAUCUCGCUGUUUUUUGGGUUUCAAAAUCCCUCCUCACUCAACACACUUUCCCUUCGCAGGAAUGCUCAAUCUUUCCCAGAUGGAAAACCGACCGAUGAUACUGAUCGGUGGGUAGGUUCGGUUUCGGUGGAAGAUCGACCAGGAUAGCCGCAGUUUUUCACGACGAUGAUGAUGAUGAUCACCCCCCUUUUAGGUUUAACGAAGCAAGCAGCAACAAGCAGCAGGGUAAGAGAGAGAGAAAGAGAGAGGAAGGAACUGAUGGUCAACUUUAAUAGAUCCAAUGAUCGCGCGUUUGUUGAUUGCCUUCAAAUGGGUGCACAAAAGGUUCUAUGACCUCCAUGGCGCAUAUUGACUAUAUAUUGCUUCAAUGGUGCGCGGUCAGUAUGCGUGUGACACGCGGUGUAUGCAUGUCUGUGUGUGCGUGUAAAAAUGCUUUGCCGGAGAAAAGGGAACCUCCGAUAAACAAACAAGCCCGCGGCCAGCGAUCAUAACCGGCUCAAGACGAUAGUUACAAACACCCCGUUCGGAGGAAAAUGAUCAGAAAGAAGAGCACCUCAAAGUGGUACAGAAAUUCGCACACCAACACCAACACGUUCGGGCGGAGAAAAUUGCCGACCGGCCCUCCCCACUACAAACCCCCCGUCAAGGUUCGGUUAAUGUUUUGCUGCGCAAAAUACUUUUCUGUAUCGAUCGGUGAUCCGUUGCGUUUGACAACCGUUGCGCGUUUGACCUUCUCCAGUAGACACAAUACAGUGCUGGCUGUGUGGUUGAGUGUACUUUGCUUUAUUUUCCCCAUUGAAAUGGCUCCUUUGAUUUAUGAUCUUUACUAAUUGAAAGCAUUUUAUUGUUUUUGAAUUGCAGGAGCACCAGCACGUUCCACCACCACCACCACCAACACAUCCUACGCACAAACCUCCACCAUCUUCCAGCGCCGUCCAGCGCUGCAACUGCAACAGCCCCACCGGCACUAUGCGUCGCUCAGCCACGUGGACGUACACACGGGCCGCGCCACCAUGGUCGACGUCGACGACAAGCUGUCCACGAAGCGGAUCGCCAAAGCGCAAGCGACCGUGUACGUUGGGCCUACCAUCGCGGCGCUGAUCGAAAACAACGAGCUGAAGAAAGGCGACGUCCUCUCGAUCUCACAGAUGGCCGCCAUAGUGGCGGCAAAGAAAACGUCCAAUCUGAUCCCACUGUGCCACAACAUCCCGCUGUCCUCGAUCAAGGUGGAAACGAACCUGAACAGCUCCACGCACGAGGUGCACAUACUGGCGAAGGUGAAGUGCGACGGCAAGACGGGUGUGGAGAUGGAGGCCCUGACCGCCGUUUCGAUUGCCGCCCUGACCGUGUACGACAUGUGCAAGGCGGUCUCGCACGAGAUCCUGAUCAAGAACAUUAUGCUGGUGGAGAAGACCGGCGGCAAGAGCGAGUUUUACCGGAAGCAGUUCAGUCAUGAUGCGUCCACGCUGGAGACGCGCACGAUGGAGGAGCGCACGACGGAACGGAUGCCGCCGGUGCCGCCAACGCGCCCUUACCGGACGGAUCCGAUCGUCACGAACGAACAGUUUGUGCCGAUGUACAUCUGAAGGCCAAAAGUCAACCCCCUUCGUGUCGUCCCCCCAGUCUCACCCACCAAAAGCAAGCAAAAAGCUACAUCCGCUUAGCGUGUGCGUAGCGUGCCGUUGUGUGCCUUUAUUCAUUAAGCCAGCGUUUCUUUCCUACACACAUACACGCGCGCGCGCACCUCCUCCUCCUCAUCGAUCGUCCACGGCCGUUUGGCCCCAGUCCAGUGCCAUCCGGCUGCUGCCACGUGAUAUUGCCUGCAGCCGUACCACCAGCUCCCCGUACGUCUCGCACGCGAGACCCUUGUGUUUGGAGCCGUCGGCCAGUAUCUUGGGGUCGCGCAGUUCCGGAUUCACACCGCUCAGCCAGCUCAUUGCCGCGGAGCAGAGGUUCGAGUACUUCGGGAUGAAGAGUGGUGCUUUUAUUGUCCUCUCCGUGCCUGCGCCGCUCAGCGGACAGUGAACCCUCGCAUAGCCACGGUUCGUUUCUACGUUCCAGAUGUUGGCGCCGUAAAGGCUGAAGAUGAUCUGGGGCCAACCGUGCGGGUUGGUGGAUUUCAUCGUAAACUCUACCGGCAUGUUAAACACGACCGUGCGAUAGUCGGACUCGGUGCGGGCGCUCUGCGUGACGGCCGAUCGGAGACCGGAGACGAGUUCCCAGUCGGGGCCGGCCACAAUGUCGUACCGGCAGAACAGACCACCACCGUCCGGGCCCAUCGGGAAGUGGGCGGAUUCGAGCUGGCCCGUCACGCUUAGAUGGAAGAAGCUUUCACUCUCGCCGGAUGUUAGCUGCAGUUCGAGCAUCUUUUUUCACAAACAAUAGAUAAAUACGUGCACACACAGACGGGGACAAACACACGUGGAAAUGCAAAAGAAUUGAUUGGAAAAGUCGACCAAACGAACGAGCAAAACGAACACAAAACGCCAAGAACUUGCUUUCGAAGGAAAAAAGGGAUGCACAGAACCCUGUUGUUGUGUUGUGUUGCAACAUAUAACCAUUUCCAUGGCAACGCCACCAAUACACACACAAACCCAAAGGUGCGUGUUGACGUUGUAACAAGGCGGUACAAGUGUAAGCAUUUUUGGGAAUUAUUUUGUUAGUGGUUAGCGGGUAAGUGAACAACAAAAAAACAGUGACAAACGUUUAGAAAUAGCGUUAGACUUCACACAGACGGGCAAUGCGAGUUCGUUACUGUGGGGGGUAUUUCUAUUUUUUAGGUGUAUGUACUUGUAUUUUACAUCACACAAUAAAUCACUUGCACAGACUAAUUAGAGGCUGUCUAUUGUAA